Molecule: messenger RNA, 888 nt
Organism: Rhizopus microsporus ATCC 52813
Lineage: Eukaryota; Fungi; Mucoromycota; Mucoromycetes; Mucorales; Rhizopodaceae
Exons: 2
Coding region: 1-888 (295 amino acids)
Source: RefSeq, a predicted model, not a curated record
AUGACAAUUGAAGAUAAUAAUAUAAUUAAAGAACAAUUAAAUUUAGAAAUUAGAAAAUUAAUUAUCAAUAAAUGGUAUUUUUAUGAAUCUAAUUGGAGUACUAUUAAUAAAAGAUAUAAUCAUAGAACUACUUUAAAAAAUAUUCCAGAUAUAAGAUUUAUAAAAGAUGUAUUAUUAAAACAGUUAGGAUACUUACCAGUCUUCUAUUUCUUAAAUGUUUUGUACGGAACUACUGAAUAUCCAGGACCAUACAAAGAAAUAGAUAAAGGAUUAUUGUUAUUGUAUCACUUGGUUUGUGGUUUAUCUGGUCAAAAGAUGGCACAAUUUAUGUGUUAUGCUACAUUUUACGAUUUAUAUAAAAAAUUUUGGAUAAGUAAUUAUAAAAAAAUUAAUAAAAUUGUUAAUACUGGCUUAUUAAGUUUGUUUUCUAAUAUAAGAAUAAGAUUAUUAGCUGCAAAAUUGUAUAACCCUACCGGUUUUAAAAAUGUAACAUUAAUAAUUGAUGGUCAUGAUUCAAAAAUUAAAUAUUAUAAUCCCGAUACAGAAAGAAUAAAGUUACAUUCAUAUAAAUUUAAAAAGCCAGGUAUAAGAACACAAAUUGUUGCAGAUAUGAAUAAAAUGAUUAUCUUUAUUUCUGAUUCUGAAAAAUGUGGAGAAUCGAAUGAUGGUUCAAUGUUUUUAAGAAUGAAUUUAUAUAACAAAUUACACAUUGGUGAUUGUUUAGCUAUGGAUGGUGGAUAUCCAUUAUUUAUAAAUCAAUUUAAAGAAAAUGCAUUAAAUUUAGGAUAUGAAUUUAAAGAUAUGCAUUUUAUGUAUCCGGCAAGAAAAGAAAAAGAUAGUAAACUAACAAUAAAUGAGUUACAUUAUAACAAAGUUUUUGUAUAUUAG